AUGAGGCCAGAACCGUUGUGGGUAAAUUCUCUGCGGAUCAGUGAUGUGACCUCAUCUUCUGUGUCUCUGACAUGGAGUAAACCUGAGGAGUAUCAGACGUCUUUCAGCUACAGAGUCCAUACCAAUCUCACCUCAUCAUCAGUAAUGAUAAACGAUACAAUAGUGAGAAGUGAAUCAGCGACAAUAAUGAAUCUGACGGCAGGAGAAACAUAUACAUUCAUGGUGUAUACGAGAGCUGCCGAUGACAUCACUGAAUCAGACCCGGUGUCACGAUCUACCUGCACAGUUCCUGGACAAGUUUCCAACCUCUCACUGACCAAUUACAAGUCGGUUGAUUUUCUUGGAGCCACAUGGACAAAACCAGCAGGAAAAGUGGAUAAUUAUACCGUCAGUCUAACAGGAGCCGUGAAUAAGACAACAGCAACUAGUACUACACAAGUGAAUUUCACAGGAUUACUGCCCGGAAGAGAAUAUACAGUCACUGUACAGACAGUCAGUGGGAGCUGCAGCCAGAUGUCUGCUCCAGUGACAGAGGCCACAUAUCCAACUGAACCUGGAAAGUUAUCCUUUAUCAGCAUCGGAAAUAAGAAUCUGACCUUAUCUUGGACAGAGCCUCUAUGGGAUGUUCCCAUCAACUAA
Molecule: messenger RNA, 639 nt
Organism: Bufo bufo (common toad)
Lineage: Eukaryota; Metazoa; Chordata; Amphibia; Anura; Bufonidae
Product: receptor-type tyrosine-protein phosphatase beta-like
Exons: 5
Coding region: 1-639 (212 amino acids)
Molecular function (GO): protein binding
Source: RefSeq, a predicted model, not a curated record